GCCGGUGCAGUCUUGUCUCCGCCCUCAGCCCCGCCCCACUGCGGCGUUUUAAGGGUCUCUAAGCCGGUGCUCUGCUGGCACUACAGUCGGGGGAGGUUUGCGUGGGGGAAUUCACAGACUGCCCGCGCUGGGCCACGCUUGCCCCCACCCCACUGUGGGGACAGGAGCAGGAAGGGCCUGCUCCCAGGCCUCACAGGUUGAAGUGUGGGGCGGUCCUGACUCCCUGGCCCUGAGUCAGGGAGGGGCCAGCGUCGGGAGGCAGUUUUGGGGCGGGUGGUUUCACAGUAAGUGUGUUUGAACCCACAGUCCGGAAACGGUUACCGGUUCCCCUAGGCCCCGCUGGUGGGGACCCCAACCGCCUGCGGCUGCCCCUCCCCAGCUCCUCCCUGCCCAGGCCUCCGUCUCCAAGCUGCGGAGAAUCCACUCGCCGCUGCCCCUUCCCAUCUGGCACCGUGGGAGCCAGGCUUCCGGGGCCCCAGUCCCGCCUGUGAGAGUUGGAGCUCCCCCCACAUCCCCAGACAUCGAGGUCUCGUCUCCAGGGGUCCAGUCCGAGCCCCGUGGGAGGCUCCCGGAGCGCCUCGUGGCCCAGCCUACCCGCUCGGCGGCCAUGGCGGGCACCCUCGACCUGGACAAGGGCUGCACGGUGGAGGAGCUGCUCCGCGGCUGCAUCGAAGCCUUCGAUGACUCCGGGAAGGUGCGGGACCCGCAGCUGGUACGCAUGUUCCUCAUGAUGCACCCCUGGUACAUCCCUUCAUCCCAGCUGGCGGCCAAGCUGCUCCACAUCUACCAACAAUCCCGGAAGGACAACUCCAGCUCCAUGCAGGUGAAAACGUGUCAUCUGGUUAGGUACUGGAUCUCAGCAUUCCCAGCAGAGUUUGACUUGAACCAUGAGCUCGCUGAGCAGAUCAAGGAGUUGAAGGCUCUGCUGGACCAAGAAGGGAACCGCAGGCAUAGCAGCCUCAUCGACAUCGAGGGCGUCCCCACCUACAAGUGGCAGCGGCAGGUGACGCAGCGGAACCCAGUGGGACAGAAAAAGCGCAAGAUGUCCCUGUUGUUUGACCACCUGGAGCCCAUGGAGCUGGCGGAGCAUCUCACCUACCUGGAGUACCGCUCCUUCUGCAAGAUCCUGUUCCAGGACUAUCACAGUUUUGUGACUCACGGCUGCACCGUGGACAACCCUGUGCUGGAGCGAUUCAUCUCCCUUUUCAACAGUGUCUCGCAGUGGGUCCAGCUCAUGAUCCUCAGCAAGCCCACCGCCCCCCAGCGGGCCCUGGUCAUCACACACUUCGUCCACGUGGCAGAGAAGCUGCUACAGCUGCAGAACUUCAACACGCUGAUGGCGGUGGUCGGGGGCCUGAGCCACAGCUCCAUCUCUCGCCUCAAGGAGACCCACAGCCACGUUAGCCCCGAGACCAUCAAGCUCUGGGAAGGUCUGACGGAACUGGUGACGGCCACCAGCAACUACGGCAACUACCGGCGGCGGCUGGCAGCCUGCGUGGGCUUCCGCUUCCCCAUCCUGGGCGUGCACCUCAAGGACCUGGUGGCCCUGCAGCUGGCACUGCCUGACUGGCUGGACCCUGCCCGGACCCGACUUAACGGGGCCAAGAUGAAGCAGCUGUUCAGCAUCUUGGAGGAGCUGGCCAUGGUGACCAGCCUCCAGCCACCAGUGCAGGCCAACCCUGACCUGCUGAGCCUGCUCACGGUGUCGCUGGAUCAGUACCAGACGGAGGACGAGCUCUACCAGCUGUCCCUGCAGCGGGAGCCGCGCUGCAAGUCCUCGCCAACCAGCCCCACCAGCUGCACCCCGCCGCCCCAGGCCCCUGUGCUGGAGGAAUGGACCUCAGCGGCCAAACCCAAGCUGGACCAGGCGCUCGUGGUGGAGCACAUCGAGAAGAUGGUGGAGUCUGUGUUCCGGAACUUUGACGUCGACGGGGAUGGCCACAUCUCUCAGGAAGAGUUCCAGAUCAUCCGUGGGAACUUCCCUUACCUCAGCGCCUUUGGGGACCUCGACCAGAACCAGGAUGGCUGCAUCAGCCGGGAGGAGAUGAUCUCCUACUUCCUCCGCUCCAGCUCCGUGCUGGGCGGCCGCAUGGGCUUCGUGCACAACUUCCAGGAGACCAACUCCUUGCGCCCCGUCGCCUGCCGCCACUGCAAGGCCCUGAUCCUGGGCAUCUACAAGCAGGGCCUCAAAUGCCGAGCCUGUGGUGUGAACUGCCACAAGCAGUGCAAGGAUCGCCUGUCAGUGGAGUGCCGGCGCCGGGCCCAGAGCAUGAGUCUGGAGGGGUGUGCAUCCUCCCCCUCCCCCACACACACCCACCAUCGCACCUUCAGCUUCUCCCUGCCCCGCCCGGGCCGGCGCGGAUCCCGGCCUCCAGAGAUCCGAGAAGAGGAGGUGCAGACGGUGGAGGACGGAGUGUUUGACAUCCACUUGUAAUGAUGCUGUGACUGGAUCCAGCACUCAUGUCUGUCUUGGAGCAAAGACCUGGAGCAGAGCAGGGAGCCGGGUGCUGGGGCAGCAGGCUGGGGCUGGGGGGUGGGGCAUGAGGGUGGCAUGUGGCUGAGGGCAGGGCCGGGGCUGGCGUCCCUAAGGUU
This is a messenger RNA of Myotis myotis, 2592 nucleotides long. RefSeq names its product RAS guanyl releasing protein 2 (gene RASGRP2). Gene Ontology annotation, molecular function: calcium ion binding; guanyl-nucleotide exchange factor activity. Lineage: Eukaryota; Metazoa; Chordata; Mammalia; Chiroptera; Vespertilionidae. Gene Ontology annotation, cellular component: plasma membrane. The coding region runs from base 608 to 2434 and encodes 608 amino acids. Gene Ontology annotation, biological process: positive regulation of GTPase activity; Ras protein signal transduction. The record is from RefSeq and is a predicted model, not a curated record. The transcript has 17 exons.